CUCUGCUCCUGCGGCGUUUACAUGAAGACGUUUCGUUUAGCUACAGCCGGGGUGAUUGUUUUCUUCUUCAAAUGGUGCGAUGGCAGACUUCAACGAUUCCUUUUCUCAGAUCAUCUCCACCAACUCCAGCUAUUCUCCUUCAGGCUUUGAGUGCUUCAUCGUCAGCCCGGGCUUCCUCAUCUUCACUUCSUUCAACAUAACCAACMUCRUCGUCCUCCUCCCUCUGUCUCUCCUCGUCCUGCAUGUCGGCGUCCAGCAGUGGCGCCGAAGCGGCCGGUCGGCGUCGUCCAUCAGCCACUCCGACUGCUUCACCUUCCACUUAGCAGCCGUCGAGCUGGUCGGAGUGUCUGGAUGCGUCCUCAACAUCUGCGCUGCUUUCAGUCAUCAGGGAGACGUAUCACUCGUAGGAAUCCGCAUUUUAACCUUUACAUCCGUGGCGGAGAUGUUUUUCCACACCCUGACGAGUUUGGACCGGUACUUGGCCGUGGUUCAUCCCAUCGUCUACAUGAGACUGAAAAGCAAACGAGGACUCAGAAACAUCAGCGCUGGCUGCAUCUGGAUACUUUCCACUGUAAUGAAUGGGUURCUSAGCAUCGAAUGUAUGCAAAUGGUUUUAAAUUUUGCCAUUUUGAUCCCUUCCUUYGGUACAGUUCUUCUCUGCACUGUGUGUGUCCUUUAUGUUCUGGUUCGUCCGGGUCCGGGAGGUCAGGGACGGGGCACCAGGAGGGUGGACCCGGUCAAGCAGAGAGCGUUUUACACCAUAGUCGCCAUACAGGCGCCGCUGGCUCUGCGGUUCUUAUACUCCUUGGCCUGGUCCGUAUUAACUGCUGCUAAAGAAAACUUUAACUGUGYGCUGAUGACUCUUGACGGCUGGAUAUGCUUCCCCAGCAGCCUGGUUCUGCCGUUUCUGUUUUUACACAGGACAGGGAAAUGGACGAUGGAAAACCUCCCAUCACGUCCCAAUGCCUCCUCUGCUCAGGCGUCCGUCUCCUUCUCGGACUUCACCUGCUUCUUCACCACACCCGGCGUUCUCAUCUUCACUUCAUUUAAUAUCACCAACAUCUUCCUCCUCUUCCCGCUCUGCCUCUUCGUCCUUCUCAGUGGGAUCCAGCAGUGGUGGCGAAACAAUCGCUCCACUUCAUCCAUGAGCCACUCGGACUUCUUCACCUUCCACCUAGCGGUCAUAGAGCUGCUGGGUGUGUUUGCAUGUGUUCUGGGUCUUUGUGCUGCGCACAGCAGCCAGAGUGUGUUGGUCACAGCGGUCAACAUUUUGUCUUUCUCUUCUUUUGGGGGGGUCUAUUUCCACGUGCUGACAUGUGUGGAUCGCUACCUGGCCGUUCUUCAUCCUCUCACCUAUAUGAGCCUGAAAAAGGACAGAGGAUUCAGACCUCGAUUUUCUACUGCACCCUCUCUGUUCUCCGRGCUCUGA
Molecule: messenger RNA, 1429 nt
Organism: Poecilia reticulata (guppy)
Lineage: Eukaryota; Metazoa; Chordata; Actinopteri; Cyprinodontiformes; Poeciliidae
Source: RefSeq, a predicted model, not a curated record